AUGAAAAUCAUUCUUGACUCAUUUGAGAGAAAGAAAAUUACGAGUCCGGCACUUGAUCAUAACCUCAUUUAUAAAUCGUCAACCCGCGGCCCACUCAACCCUUUUUUCCCAAAAAACGGAGCACUUGAAUAUCAUCUCAAUCGUCUCUUUUUAGAAACACGCAACGACUUCGACUUUGAAAGACACGAAGACAGCAACAAAACGACAACAGAAACAACGAUCUUCGAAGGAAGAAAAAGAAUGAUCCAAGAAAGCAUGAACACUGAAGUUUCCGCUGCGGCGCGAUUCAUCACUUCAACCCUUUACGGAAAACUCCCUCGCCGACGAGCCGAUCUUUUCGGCGGCGAGUUCGAAAUUGCUGUGAAAAAGAAGUUCCAGGGACAUUGGUACCCCGAGGAACCAGCUCGAGGAAGCGCUCAUAGAUGCAUCAAUUUUACGUCGAAAGAAGUCGAUCCUGUUUUUCACCAAGCUGCGGAAUCUGCUUCCAUCGCCUUUUCCGAAAUCAAGGAAAAUCUGCCAGCGGAGUUGAGAAUCUGGAUCGACCCUGACGAGGUCAGCUAUCAAAUUGGAGAAAAGGGGACGACUUCGAUUUUGUACAAGAAAAAAGGAGCUGAGAUCGAAUAUGGAGCUGAUAUUACUGCUUCUGUUCAGCCACAGGUUUCCCCAAUCCGAGCCCAGCAUCAGCGAGUCCAGUACCAGCAGCGUCCAUUAAUGACUGUUGACGAAUUCAUGAGCACCAAAUUCGGUUCGAUGAAAAACCGUGGCGCCCGACGAGGCCAGCACAGCUCUACCCACCGGCCACCUGCAUACCCCGCUCCAGGAUCGCCCACCGGCUUCACACCACAACAACAGCAGCUUCAUCAGCAGCAGAGCCAAAACAUGAAUGCGCACAAUUUGCAGCAAGCCGCAAAUCUCGCCCGAGCUAUUCCCCAAAGUCUCCAGCUGCCGCAACUCAGCGUCCAGCAAAUCCAACUCCUCCAGCAACAGCUCCUUCUUCAGCAAUUGGCCAACUCACAACAACAACAGCAGAGCCCCGUGCAGAGCCCUGUCGAGUCCAAGUGCUUCCAGCCGUUUCCCCGUUCGCCGAUCAACCCCAACGCGCGGGUCUUCGAGCCCCAGGUGCAGCUCCACCAGACGCCCUCUGGCGGCCUCUCCCCAAGCUACUCCUUCAACUCCUUCCCGCCCAAGGCUGAUUCUGAGUCCUCAUUGUCCAGUUCGUUCGACUCCCUCAAAAAGAGCUCGUCCUACAACUUCGAGCACGCCUGGCGAGACAUUUCCUCCUCUCCCACGAGAUGGAGCCCGACCCAUUCCGAUCCAAUGCACUCCGGCGACGAUUCCGGCUUCGACAACGCUUCAGUCGACGAAGAAGCCGAUCUUGAUCCUCUCUUCUUGAAUCACAUUUCAUCACUUCGAAUUGAAACGUAA
Oikopleura dioica is the source of this 1425-nucleotide messenger RNA. The record is from the annotation of a GenBank genome assembly. NCBI's taxonomy places the organism in Eukaryota, Metazoa, Chordata, Appendicularia, Copelata, Oikopleuridae.